AUGGCAGGAGGAAGAAAGAGGAAAAACGAGGUUAAGAAACCAAAUCCUAUUGCAAGAUCAACUGCAGCAAUUUUUCAAGAUAUAAAUAAUUUAGAUGAAUUAGAACCAAACCCACAACCAAAAACUGAAAUUGAAAUUAACCAGGAAUCCAAUGAUGAACCAACAGGUAAUCCUGAAGAUGAUAUUGCCAAUGCUAGUUUCCCAUUCAACUAUUUGUAUCGAGUACAAGAUCAUUUAAAUGAGAAUAUGUCAGUAGUACAUGGUGUUCAAUGUUUGGUUUGUUUAUUUUUCAUUCAAAUGGUAUAUUUAGAUAGAGUUAAGAUUAUUAAUUAUUCUAAAGAUGAACAUUUACCUAUGCAAAUAAUUGCUGUUAUUUUUUUCAAUUGGGUAGGAGUAUUUCUUUGUACUGUUUUAGGGAUUGUUAAGAAUAAGAAUAAAAAUAAAAAUGAAGGAAACAAAAUGAUUACAGAUUUCAAUUAUAUUUAUAGUUUAUUACUCCCGGCAUUAUUAAAUAUUUUACAUUUUAAUAAAGAUUGGCUUUUAGUUAAUCUUUCAUUAAAUUAUUUUAUUAUUGAUUCAAUGAAUCCUAUUUUCAAUUUAUUUUCAUGUUUAGGAUUUUAUGAAGUUUAUAAAGAUGAAGAAACUACUUUGAUUUCAACAUUUCAAUUUGGUCAAUAUGCAACAAUCUUUUUGGUAUUCCAAUAUAUAUUAAAUUAUAUAAAUACUGAAGAAAUUGAUGAUGAAGAUAACAACAUUAUUAAAUCAAGAAUAACUUUGAAAAAACUGGAAAUUCAUUUGAUCAUAUUAUUACUUAUUAAUAUCUUGUUCAAUCCGGCAUUUACAAAUGGAGAUGUUUUACCCAUGAAAAUAUUCCAAAAACUUAUUAUUAGUUUUAUUAUUUCAAGUUUUUUCACAUUCCCAAUUGUUAGUUUCACUCCAGGAAUUCUUAUUAUUUUAAUUUUUGGUGGGAUUUUUUAUGGAUUUACAAUCUUUCAAUUAACCCCGAUUUUGAAUGAUAACGCUCUAAAUUGGUUAUAUAAUUAUGUUAUAAAAGAUGAAACAAGAAUUUACAUUCUUUCAAUAUGGGUGAUCAUGUCCAUGACUAUUAUUCCAAUUGUAUUUUAUUUUGCCAAUUAUUUGAAACUUAAUACUAGAAGAAAGAUUUGGCAUGGUUUAAUGGUAAUUGCAUUAUGUUUCACCCUGGAAAUAUUAUUUGAUCAAAUUGAAUUUACAUUAAUAAGUUUAUUAGGAACAUUAAUUGUUUUCAUGGUGGUAGAAAGUGUUAGAUACAAUAGAAUUUCUUAUAUUGGAGAAUUCUUACACAAGACUUUAACUGUUUUCCAAGAUGCAAAAGAUUUACAAGGACCUUUAAAUUUGUCUUACAUUUAUUUAUUAGUUGGGGUUACUAUUCCUAUAGUCUAUGAUUAUUUGAUCAAUAAAGAUACUGUCACUAUUAUCCGAUACAGUGGAUUGAUCACUUUAGGUAUUGGUGAUACUUUUGCUUCAGUUAUUGGUAAACGUUUUGGUACUUUUAAAUGGAAGGGAAGUAAUAAAUCAAUACAAGGAACAAUUGCUUUUAUUGUAAGUGUAUUUCUUUGUAUUUAUGGAGUUGAUUAUUAUUUGACCCAUAAUAAUACAAAUUAUCAUCCAAUUAAAAAUUGGGAAAAUGCUUUUGUCACUAUACUUUUAGCAGGAUUCUUGGAAGGAACAUGUGAUAUUAAUGACAACUAUCUUAUUCCAAUAUUUUUCCCCAUUUCCUAUCAAUUGUUAAACAAAAGCUACAAAUAA
Candida dubliniensis CD36 is the source of this 1788-nucleotide messenger RNA. RefSeq names its product dolichol kinase. Lineage: Eukaryota; Fungi; Ascomycota; Pichiomycetes; Serinales; Debaryomycetaceae. Gene Ontology annotation, biological process: dolichyl monophosphate biosynthetic process. The transcript has a single exon. Gene Ontology annotation, molecular function: dolichol kinase activity. The record is from RefSeq and is a predicted model, not a curated record. Gene Ontology annotation, cellular component: endoplasmic reticulum membrane. Bases 1 to 1788 code for a protein of 595 amino acids.